UCCGACAUAUAGAAAUUUAUUUAUUUUCACCAGAAUUGGGCUUGAUGUAGGUCUGUGUUCUCUCUCCAUCCCUGACCGCGGAUGAAGGCGUUGUUGACAAUUGACAUCCACCUGAUGAAUAGGUCAGCCAUAGACAAAGCAAUGAUGAUAGUCAAGAGAGUUGGUGAAACCCUUUAUAACAAGCAACACUCCCAUUACAAAAAAUUAUUUGGAGCCUAUAAUGUUCUUUAUAUAUCACACAUAGCUACUCUUUGGUUUAAGGAAGAGGAUAUACACGGACAAAAGAUUAAAAAUCCAGAGCAAAAAUUAGUGAAAAGAACCCUAAAUAAUGCACAAUAAAGAGGCAUGGCGGAGGCGGAAUAGUAAUGUCGAAUCUACUUUCACCUCAACUUCUACUCCACCUUCUGCAGCGGUUCAGCAAAUACUCAAACCAAGUUGAACAAAUCCAUUCCUUGUUAACCACCAAUGGCUACUUCCAUAUUACCGAUCAAUGGAUCAAUACUCUCCUCUACAACACUCUCAUCAGAGCCUACUUGAAUCUCCGUCAACCCCGUACCACCCUCCUCCUCUUCACCCACAUGCUUCACCACCAAGCGCCACCCAAUAACCAUACAUUCCCUUCUGUCCUCAAAGCAAUAACCUCUAUUUCAUCGCCCUAUUUGGGCUUUAAUUCGUGUUGUUCCUUUCAUGGACAGUGUGCUAAAAGGGGGAUAGUUGAUGAUCCGUUUGUACAAACAUCUUUGAUGUCUGUCUACUCGCAAAUGGGUGAUUUGAGUAGUGCGUAUAAGGUGUUUGACGAAAUGCAUGAGCCAUGUAUUAUUUCGCAAAAUGCGAUGCUUGAUGCUUUUGGGAAAAAUGGGGAGAUGGGAUUGGCCGUUUCGAUGUUUUCAGGUAUGGCGAAGAGAGAUAUUUACUCAUGGACGAGUGUUAUCAGUGGGUAUUAUAGAAACGGGUGCUUUAGGGAGGCUAUUUGGCUUUUUGGAAAAAUGAUGGUUCAUGAGGAUGUAAUCAGUGGCUAUUUAAAGCCAACUGAGGCUACAUUUGUCAGUGUUCUUUCCUCGUGUGCGAAUGGGGAAGAUGGCUGCUCGUUGAAUCAAGGGAAACAAAUACAUGGAUAUAUGAUUAAGAUUGAGAAAGAGUUGAGUGUUUUUAUAGGCACGUCGUUGAUAGCAUUCUACGGUAAAAUGGGUUGCUUGGGCUAUGCCAUGAAUAUGUUUAAUUCUAUGGCUAUUAAGGAGGUGUGUACUUGGAAUUCUAUCAUAUGUUCACUGGCAUCGAAUGGCAUGGAAAGGCAGGUCUUGGACAUGUUUGAGAGAAUGAAGUCUCAUGCUUUGCAGCCAAAUGAAGUCACAUUUGUUGGGGUCCUAUCAGCUUGUGCUCGUGCCAAGUUUGUGGACUUGGGUUUGGCAUUGUUUCAUUCAAUGUCGCAUGACUUUAACAUUGCUCCAAGAAUGGAACACUAUGGAUGUGUAGUCGAUCUCUUAGGAAGAGCCGGGCUUUUGGAAGAAGCAUACAGGUUUGUAAGGAGCAUGCCUUUCAAGGCUGAUGCCACUGUGUUGGGGGCUUUAUUGAGUGCUUGUAGACUUCACGGGGCUGUCGAGUUGGGGAAUGAAGUAGGAAGACAAUUAAUUCACUUACAACCUUAUCAUAGUGGACGGUAUGUGCUUUUAUCUAGCCUUUUUGCCGGAGCAGAGGUAUGGACUCGUGCUGCUGAGUUUAGGAAAGCAAUGGUGGAUGCUGGAAUUCAGAAAGUUCCAGCCUUUAGCUUGGUAAAUUGAAUAUAGAAAUUCUUCAGUGGCUUUCACCAUUUAUUGAGAUUCGGGACUGGAAUAUUCAUAAGAUAACCUUGUGCUCUGCUCGGUGAAUUUUGAUGUCAUUCUUCAUGGAAGAAAUUUCCAGUCAGUGAUGAGUUGCAUGAGUCUCUCCGGCUUGAAGUAGUACUUGGCGGUAAUCUUCAAUGAGAAGAUCGAAACAGAUUGAAUCUCAUCACUUGUACAAUAUUAAAUUAGAAGCAAAGAGAUAUGCUUUGAUGUACAAUUUACUUUUAGUGUAAAAAUGAGACAGAAAUUCCAAGUUAAGCAAAUUCACUCGGUGCUCAGCAAAUUUAAUUGCUCCAUAAGCUGAAGAACCAGUUAUCAGAUUCCUUGAACAUGUCCUACUCUCCUAAAAGAGUGAGUUGGUUUUAGCACUAUUCAUAGGGUUGCGUGCCCUUUCCCCCCUCUAUUCGACAACUAAGUUAUUUUUUAUCUCACUAUUAUUGGAAUUCAUCUACAAUCGUCUUUCAAUUACGUUUGCAUCAUUAUUUUCACACGCUACGCCAUGCCGCAUCCAUUUCCCCACACAAACCCAUCAUUUCAUAUUCUCUUUUUUCUAUUUCGUUUUCUUCUCUCACAUGCUGUUGUUCAGCUUUCCUUUUCCUUCCCCUCAUGGAAUCGCCGAUCUACGACCAAUAAUUUGGUUGCCACCAUGUUGAACGUGCCCAUCUUCCUUCUUCGGUCAAAACAGGAUUAACGAUGGAGUAAAUUGUUCCUAUGCAGGGAUCUGUACGGUUUUUUUUUGCUUUUGGUGUGAUUUUCUUAUGUUUUAGUGUGUUUCUGUGUGUAUGUUGUGUAGAUUUCAUUUUUAUGUGAAGGGUUUAGAAUUUGAAGUCUUUCUAUUGAUUUUUAUGAUCAUCUACAGAUUACAGACACCAAAUCCUAAAUCAGGCAUAAUCAUUUUUCUGAGUAAUAACAAUAAUUUAUGUUCAUUGGCACUGCUAAUGAUAGAUCAUGCUUCUUAUGUGAUUUGAAUGGAAAAACUUGUUUUGUUUUUCAUUUAGCAUGAUACUCGUGUUGAUUACGUCUUGGUUGUUAAGGUGGUCUCGUGUAAAUCCACUUUUCAUUGCUCAAUUACAUGGUAUAAUUCUACAACGAUGAAAUAUAUAUGUACAUAUAGUCUUUAGAAAUUCAUACAAAAUCCACAAUUAUUAUCUAAUCAUAUAGUCCAAGAAAAAAAAAAAUCACAUUUAGGUUGAGCGCUGCUGCGCUAGUAACUUUACAUAUUAAUUGCCUAAAAUGAAACCCAAAUUUUGGUUGAAUUUUGAGAGCUUAUUUUCCAUUUUUUAAUUGGUGAUAUAUUGGUGCAGAUGUUGUUUAUAUUAAAAGAGAAACAAAAUGGACAUGUCUUGUGUUUAUGGGCAAUAUCCCAAUUCUACCUUUGGGAAGUCCACUGCCUAUCCAAGUUCACUCUUCACAGCUCAGUUUCUAGCAGCGCUUCAAAAUAGCGGAAUACGUACUUCUAAUAUCGAGUUCUCGACUCAUAUAAUAGUGUCUAGAGCAGAAUUGGAUUUAAAGGACUUUAAUGUGGAUGUCGAGCUUGGCAAUGACAAGUUAUAGUAGUGGUGCUGGCAUUUUGAAUGGGAAAGCUGCCAAAAGGUCAGAGACUACAGCUAAAGAACAUCAGUUGUUGAGGGUUCGAGAGGAGAAGAGCGCACCAAUAUGAACAUCUUCUUAUCAUCCUGCUUUGGCAAAAGGGUGUUGGAAGAUGCUUGUAAAAGAUUUGGAGCUUCGACCUAUUCUGGGAGAUACCAUUGGUAACCCAGAACAUAUGAGAAAAAGGGAGGAUACGCAAAAAUACCAAUUGACCUGGUGUAAGAUAUCACAUUGUUCGAGGAACCCACCGGAAAUUCCUUCUACCCCUAUCGUACUCCAGAUUGGUAGUUUCCACAAGGUUUUGAAAUGCUGACCACACUGCCUCUCUUCAACCAGAUUGCUCAAAGACUAAAAUUCUGGAACUUUCAUAAAAAUGCUAUCAAGGAGAUAAUGUAAUUGUGCUUCUGAUAGAGCUUUAUGCUAAAAGAUGGUCAUAAUCCAAAUUGAAAUAAUAUUCAUUUUCUUAAUCAACUAAGAAAUUUCAGAGUUGGGAUAGGGGAUUGAUUGACUGGUAUCUCAAUGAACCCUACCAUGCAGUUGGGGUAAAAUUUGUUAUCCUGUACUGCAGACAAAUAUUUAGCAUUGUAUAACUCAAUUUUUGACACAUUGGAACUGCAGUAAAAUCGCACCUAUCCACAUGUUU
Olea europaea var. sylvestris is the source of this 4053-nucleotide messenger RNA. Its product is annotated as putative pentatricopeptide repeat-containing protein At1g10330. The transcript has 4 exons. Lineage: Eukaryota; Viridiplantae; Streptophyta; Magnoliopsida; Lamiales; Oleaceae. Gene Ontology annotation, molecular function: protein binding; RNA binding. The record is from RefSeq and is a predicted model, not a curated record. Gene Ontology annotation, biological process: RNA modification. The coding region runs from base 366 to 1778 and encodes 470 amino acids.